AUGUGCAUAUUCUUUGCGAAUAAUACCGUAAAUUUGUUUCGUGAUAUUUUCCCGAUCAUGGGGCAGGAGAACGACUUACCAUACAAGGUGGAAAGAAGCGACGAGCUCGGCCGGUACUUGGUGGCCGCUCGGGACCUCUCGCCUGGCGACGUGGUGCUCACAGAACGGCCGCUAGUGUUCGCACCGAAGGCGAUGAUGGACCCUGAGGCGCAGAUGCCCUGUGUUGGCUGCUACAAGCCCGUUUUCACGGACAUCGGCGAGAGAUGCGCUAAAUGCGGGUGGCCGGUCUGCAGUGGGAACUGUCCUGGUUUGACUGACCCAAAGCAUCACGGUAUCGAGUGCAACAUACUAAGCGUGCGCCCUGAAUGUGUACUCGACAACAUGGCUGACUACUACAGACACGACGCUUUGUUACCAUUGCGGUGCCUUCUUCUACAAAAAAGCGAUCCGGUGAAAUGGGAUAGUGUACAAAAAAUGCAAUCACACAUGGAAUGCCGUAUUCCGGGGACGGAGGCUUAUGACGAAGCCAAUGAGUUUAUAGUUGAAUAUCUCAUAAACAAUUUCAUCAAUAAACUUGGACAAGACUUAAGAAACAAAUAUUUUCAAGAUGUGUCCAAAGAUUUAAUUCACUCAAUGUGUGGCAUUAUCGACACAAAUGCUUUAGAAAUAAGACUACCUGAAGGGGCUGAGCUUCAAGCGCUAUACUCUAGAACUUGUAUUUUAGAGCACAGCUGUAAUGCACGCUUAAGUUUGUACAGCUCCGUACUGCAACACGAACUACACUCGGCUUUAAUUUUAAAGGCGAAAAAAGUUAAUAGUGACGGUAGUUUCAAAACGGUGGAAGAAAUUAAACCUUUACUUGUUGAUGCGAAGUCGUGCAUUGAACUUGCACUAGAAGCAUUAAAGGAUGACAUGGAGGAAACUUCUGGAAAGAAGCUGUACGAUGUCAUAGAGGGAAGUAAAAGAGAUUUUGUAAGGUUUUGUAAAGAAAAGAAUGUUUCAGUC
Iphiclides podalirius (scarce swallowtail) is the source of this 1005-nucleotide messenger RNA. The record is from the annotation of a GenBank genome assembly. NCBI's taxonomy places the organism in Eukaryota, Metazoa, Arthropoda, Insecta, Lepidoptera, Papilionidae.